Parascedosporium putredinis is the source of this 1005-nucleotide messenger RNA. NCBI's taxonomy places the organism in Eukaryota, Fungi, Ascomycota, Sordariomycetes, Microascales, Microascaceae. The record is from the annotation of a GenBank genome assembly.
AUGAGCUCAAACCACACCAUCUUCAUCCCGGCCACGCGGCCAGCCCACAAGCCGGGGGCCCACGCACUGGUGUACUUUAUCCCGGGAACCCGGGCCUCAUCGAGCGGCCGUCGCCUUCGACAUCUUUGGCCGGAGCCUGCACGGCUUCCACGACGACGACCACGCCCCUUCACGAGCACCUCGCCGCCGUACGGGCUCGAGGAGCAGAUUUGCCGAGCGUACGCGGGCGUCGCCGAGCAGAGGAUCGAGGAAUCGGCGCGACCCGAGGAAAACGGGCGGCCCUACGACUUUGUCGUCGUCAUUGGCCACUCGGUCGGGUCGUACAUUACGCUCGAGAUCUUCCACCGCCACCACCACGAUCCGUCGUCGGCGCCGCACCUCCGCCUGCACCACGGCAUCCUGCUUUUCCCCACCGUCACCCAUAUUGCCAAGUCGCCCAGCGGCCGCCGGCUCAAGGCCCUCAGCGACCGACCCGUCCUCGCCGACAAUGCUCACCGGGUGGCUAAAGCCCUGGUGACGCCCUGGCCAAGGCCCGUGCUACGCUUCCUCUGCCGCGCGCUCAUGGGCUUCUCGCCCGAGGCGGCGCGCGUCACUGUCGAGUUCCUCAAGAGCCGCGACGGUAUUUGGCAAGGGUUGCACAUGGGCCGCGACGAGAUGGAUGUUAUUUCCGAGGACAGGUGGGACGAGGAGCUGUGGGAGGUGUUUCGCGAUGCCGAGGAGCAUAGGCACAGGUUGCCCAAGUUCAUGUUCUUCUUUGCGAAGCGGGACCACUGGGUUGCGGACGACGUCAGGGACGAGUUUGUCCGCAAGCUCCAGAGGCACGCGACGAGGGAAGGGCCGGAUCACAAAAGGGGCGGACCGAGGUUGUCGUGGAGCAGGAUGGCAAGGUCGUCCACGCCUUUUGCACGCGAGAGAGACAACUUUUCUCCCUAUGACCCAGGAAAGGAGCGGCAUACGCGUGUCUUGGACGAGGCCAAGGUCCUGGCCGGUACCAUGAUGCGGUAA